Messenger RNA from Brugia pahangi, 582 nucleotides. The record is from the annotation of a GenBank genome assembly. NCBI's taxonomy places the organism in Eukaryota, Metazoa, Nematoda, Chromadorea, Rhabditida, Onchocercidae.
AUGCACGAAUUAAGCCAGAUCCCACAUUUAAAUGGAAAUGUCAAGCAAAUAUGUGCUCGACUUAAGCAUGAUCAAGCGUCCGAUAGCGCUAUCAUCAAAGAACUUUCAUCGUGUAAUAAUAUUAUAGAACAGAGGAAAAUACUUUUCGAAGGUAGUAAAAUUAUUAAUGAACAAAAUUCACCAAGAAGGAAACAGAAGCCCGCUGUAGCACGGAAACUAUGGAAAGACCCAACGCCUCUACUUCCUCCAAUGAGUCCAGUGCACAGUGAAGAUGGUUUUUUUCCCAUUAAUACUGCAAGAUUACAUAACGACAAUCGCAUAACUCCAGCAAGUUCAAGCAUCGCUUCGGAUUCCGAUAGUCGGUGGCAUCAUGUGAAAGUGCGAAGUGCAGUUGCAUUUUACGAUGAUUUAAUUGAAACCGGACUGAUGAUGUCACCAACUGUUUUUCGUAGUCCAAGAGAUUCAUCACUUGACCAACAAAUGUGCAAGUUUGCGUGUUCGAGACAAAGUUUCUAUUGUUUUGAAGAAAGGGCUAAUGACAUUCAUGAAAUAAGACCUGCAUUUGAUUGGUUUAUCCGAUGA